UUCGCAACUAUGAUCUCUUUAUAUGUACGCAAUACACAAGGACAACUAAAAUGCGAUAUUAAAGAAUCACAUGUUCUAGAGCUUUUGGAUUCGAAUAAUAGGCGAAAUUAUGAAGAAGUCUGCGGAAUAACAUUAGCUUUAACUGGUCAUUUUGUUAGUGACUGGUUAGAGAACAAAAUCCCUGUAGAUUCUCAACAAACUAGUGAUAGUGCCUCAUCAAGUCAAACAAUCAACACUUCCCAAUAA
This is a messenger RNA of Funneliformis mosseae, 246 nucleotides long. Lineage: Eukaryota; Fungi; Glomeromycota; Glomeromycetes; Glomerales; Glomeraceae. The record is from the annotation of a GenBank genome assembly.